Messenger RNA from Balearica regulorum gibbericeps (East African grey crowned-crane), 3401 nucleotides. The record is from RefSeq and is a predicted model, not a curated record. NCBI's taxonomy places the organism in Eukaryota, Metazoa, Chordata, Aves, Gruiformes, Gruidae.
GCACAAGCUGGGAGGAGGUAGCGGAGAAAGCAUCUUGGUGUCGCAGCUUCAGCACGGGCUGACGCUGGAAUUUGAACACAGCGAUUCACCCCGUCGGCUUCGUCUCGUGCUUAGCGAGUUACUAGCAAUUAUGAAUAAGGUGUCAGAAUCAAAUGGUGAGUUUUUUCUGAAAUCUUCUGAGCUCUUCGAGAGUCCUGUUUAUCUGGAGGAGGCAGCAGAUGUUCUCUGCAUUUUGCAAGCAGAGCUGCCAUCGCUGUUGCCGAUAGUUGAUGUGGCUGAAGCUCUGUUGCACGUUAAAAAUGGAGCCUGGUUCCUCUGCCUUCUCGUGGCCAAUGUUCCCGAUAGCUUUAAUGAGGUCUGCAGAGGUUUGAUUAAGAAUGGUGAACGGCAGGAUGAGGAAAGUGUUGGAGGUCGUCGUAGAACAGAAGCACUUCGCCACCUGUGCAAAAUGAACCCUUCCCAAGCUCUGAGAGUCCGAGGCAUGGUGGUGGAAGAGUGUCAUCUACCAGGUCUUGGUGUGGCUUUGACCUUGGAUCACACCAAAAAUGAAGCUUCAGAUGAUGGAGUGAGUGACCUGGUGUGUUUUGUGAGUGGUUUGCUACUUGGAACAAACGCAAAGGUUCGAACUUGGUUUGGAACUUUUAUCCGAAAUGGCCAACAGAGAAAAAGAGAUAAUAUCAGUUCCGUGCUUUGGCAAAUGAGGAGGCAGCUGCUCCUGGAGCUCAUGGGAAUCCUUCCCACGGUUCGCAGCACACACAUUGUUGAAGAAGCAGAUGUUGAUACGGAGCCAAACGUGUCUGUGUAUUCCGGACUGAAGGAAGAGCACGUCGUGAAAGCCAGCGCAUUGUUACGUCUCUAUUGCGCUUUGAUGGGAAUUGCUGGGCUGAAGCCAACUGAUGAAGAAGCGGAGCAGCUGCUGCAGCUGAUGACCAGCCGGCCUCCCGCAACUCCAGCUGGUGUUCGCUUUGUAUCUCUUUCCUUCUGUAUGCUUCUGGCCUUCUCCACUCUUGUCAGCACGCCGGAACAGGAGCAGCUCAUGGUAAUGUGGCUUAGUUGGAUGAUAAAGGAAGAAGCUUACUUUGAAAGCAUUUCUGGUGUGUCUGCUUCUUUUGGAGAGAUGCUUCUCUUGGUAGCCAUGUAUUUCCACAGCAAUCAGCUCAGUGCUAUCAUUGAUUUGGUCUGCUCCACCUUGGGAAUGAAGAUUGUUAUUAAGCCCAGCUCACUCAGCAGAAUGAAGACAAUCUUCACACAGGAGAUUUUCACUGAACAGGUUGUUACCGCUCACGCAGUUCGCGUGCCUGUUACAGGGAAUCUCAGUGCCAACAUUACUGGGUUUUUACCUAUUCACUGCAUUUACCAGCUUUUAAAAAGUCGAUCAUUCACCAAGCACAAAGUAUCCAUUAAGGACUGGAUCUAUCGGCAGCUCUGUGAAACCACCACUCCACUCCAUCCUCAGUUGCUUCCUCUUAUUGAUGUCUACAUUAACUCUAUUCUUACUCCUGCAUCUAAAUCCAACCCAGAGGCCACAAAUCAGCCUGUCACGGAGCAGGAGAUACUGAAUGUUUUUCAAGGACUCUCGGGGGGAGAAAAUACUCGUCUUACUCAACGAUACAGCAUCACAACACAAUUGCUUGUCCUCUACUAUGUCCUGUCGUACGAAGAGGCGCUUCUGGCAAACACAAAGAUACUAGCUGCCAUGCAGAAAAAACCCAAGUCUUACUCAUCAGCGUUAAUGGAUCAGAUCCCAAUCAAGUACCUCAUCCGGCAAGCACAAGGACUGCAGCAGGAGCUGGGAGGCUUGCAUUCUGCACUGUUACGCCUUCUUGCAACUAACUAUCCACACCUCUGCAUCGUGGAAGACUGGAUCUGUGAGGAACAGAUCACGGGCACUGAUGCCUUACUGAGGAGGAUGCUUCUGACUAACAUUGCAAAGAAUCACUCUCCCAAACAGCUCCAGGAAGCAUUUUCCAUGCUGCCUGGAAAUCACACCCAGCUGAUGCAGAUCUUAGAACAUUUAACACUUCUCUCGGCCGGUGAAUUGAUCCCAUAUGCAGAAGUAUUGACAUCAAAUAUGAAUCGCUUGCUGAAUGCUGGAGUCCCUCGGAGGAUUCUUCAGACUGUCAAUAAACUUUGGAUGGUUCUUAACACUGUGAUGCCAAGAAGGUUGUGGGUGAUGACUGUUAAUGCUCUGCAGCCUUCAGCAAAAAUAGUCCGACAGCAGAAAUACACCCAGAAUGAUCUGAUGAUUGAUCCUUUGAUUGUACUAAGAUGCGAUCAGAGAGUUCAUAGGAGUCCUCCUCUGAUGGAUAUAACUUUGCACAUGUUGAACGGCUAUCUUCUUGCUUCAAAAGCUUACCUCAAUUCUCACCUAAAAGAAACAGCAGAGCAGGACAUUAGGCCAUCCCAGAACAAUGCAAUGGGUCCAGAGGCCCCAGAAGUUACAAGGGAAGAAUUAAAAAAUGCAUUGCUUGCUGCUCAGGAUAGUGCUGCUGUGCAGAUUCUUCUAGAGAUCUGCUUACCCACAGAGGAGGAGAAAGCCCAGAGCAGUAAUACCCACAGUUUGCUAAAGAGUGUUCAUAGUACCACGGGCCCUGCGAGUCCUGAACUAGAAGAAGAAGAUAGCUUGCUGUGUAACCUCCGAGAGGUCCAGUGUCUGAUCUGCUGUCUGCUGCAUCAGAUGUAUAUAGCUGAUCCCAACAUAGUCAAACUAGUUCAUUUCCAGGGUUAUCCAUGUGAACUUCUGGCGCUGACAGUGGCGGGGAUUCCGUCGAUGCACAUCUGUCUGGAUUUCAUACCAGAGCUCAUUGCCCAGCCUGAACUUGAAAAACAGAUAUUUGCUAUCCAGUUACUUUCAUUUUUGUGUAUCCAGUACGCACUACCAAAAUCUCUCAGCGUGGCUCGUUUAGCUAUCAAUGUGAUGGGAACCCUACUCACAGUUUUAACCCAGUCGAAGCGCUAUGCUUUUUUUAUGCCGACCCUGCCUUGUUUGGUGUCAUUCUGCCAAGCCUUUCCUCCUUUGUACGAGGAUAUUAUGUCUCUGCUGAUACAAAUAGGACAAGUUUGUGCCUCUGAUGUUGCUACGCAGACAAGAGACUUCGACCCAAUUAUUACACGUCUCCAGCAACUAAAGGAGAAACCACAUGAAGUUUCAGGACUUUGCAAAGAUUCAUCCAACAAAAGUUGUUCAAGGGACAUUGCAAGCAUGGACCCUGAUGUUCGGCUAUGCCAGUGUGUUGAAAACACUAUCAUUGAAAUAAUUAACAUGAGCGUAAGUGGAGUUUAGGAAGAACACAAAUGAAAUUGUACUGUAGCUGGUCCCACAGUCUGUGGUGCCUGAAAUUGGAGAAAGCUGCAAAAGUGGAUUGAGGAACUGGAGCACAAGAAGUCCGUGUUUUUCAUUC